Molecule: messenger RNA, 1956 nt
Organism: Tarenaya hassleriana
Lineage: Eukaryota; Viridiplantae; Streptophyta; Magnoliopsida; Brassicales; Cleomaceae
Product: MLO-like protein 6
Exons: 15
Coding region: 104-1765 (553 amino acids)
Biological process (GO): defense response
Cellular component (GO): membrane
Source: RefSeq, a predicted model, not a curated record
ACAGGUUUGUGCAAAUAAUAUUUCUGCAGAACCAUUUUCGUUUUAAGCUUACCGUGAAGAAGAGAGAGAGAGAGAGGUUCUUGGCUUUGUUCGAAGCUCUCCAAUGGCAGAGCAAGUGAAGGAGCGUACGUUGGAGGAGACAUCAACUUGGGCUGUCGCCGUCGUUUGCUUCGUCUUACUUCUGAUUUCCAUUGUCAUUGAACAUCUGAUUCACAAGAUUGGAUCAUGGUUCAAAAAGAAGCACAAGAAAGCUUUGUAUGAGGCUCUUGAAAAAGUGAAAGCAGAGCUUAUGCUGAUGGGAUUCAUAUCACUUCUGCUAACAAUCACACAAGGAAUAAUCUCCGACAUUUGCAUAUCCCAGAGUGUGGCAUCGACGUGGCACCCUUGCAGCACCUCAGAAGCCGCAAAAAAGUACGGAAAACAAGAUGCCGAAAAGGAAGAGGAAGACGAAACAAGCAGCCGAAAACUUCUUCAGUUGGCUGAAUCUUACAUCCCUCGUCGGAGUUUGGCCACAAAAGGUUACGACAAAUGCGCCGAGAAGGGGAAAGUUGCUUUUGUAUCGGCAUAUGGCAUACAUCAGUUGCACAUAUUCAUCUUCGCCCUCGCUGUUUGUCACGUGCUCUAUUGCAUCAUAAUUUACGCGUUGGGGAAAACCAAGAUGAGGAGGUGGAAGAAAUGGGAGGACGAGACAAAGACAAUCGAGUACCAAUAUUCCAACGAUCCAGAUAGGUUCAGAUUCGCGAGGGACACGUCGUUCGGGCGAAGACAUCUGAGCUUCUGGAGCAAGUCAAGUAUAACAUUAUGGAUUGUGUGUUUUUUCAGACAGUUCUUUGGAUCUGUCACCAAGGUUGAUUAUCUCACGCUCAGACAUGGCUUUAUAGUGGCGCAUUUAGCACCUGGGAGUGAAACGAGAUUUGAUUUCCGUAAGUACAUUCAGAGAUCGUUGGAGGAAGACUUCAAAGAGGUUGUCGGAAUCAGUCCCGUUAUCUGGUUCAUCGCCGUGUUAUUCCUCUUGUCCAACACAAAUGGAUUGAACUCUUACCUGUGGUUACCGUUCAUUCCCCUAGUUGUGAUUCUAAUAGUGGGCACAAAGCUUCAAGUGAUAAUAACAAAGUUAGGGCUUAGAAUCCAAGAGAAGGGAGAUGUUGUGAAAGGCGCACCGGUGGUUCAGCCGAGGGAUGACCUCUUCUGGUUCGGCCGCCCUCGCUUCAUCCUCUUCCUCAUCCACUUGGUUCUCUUCACGAAUGCGUUUCAGCUCGCCUUCUUUGCUUGGAGCACGUAUGAAUUCAAUCUCAAGAACUGUUUCCACGAAAGCACGGAGGACGUGAUCAUCAGACUCGUGACAGGGGUCAUCGUGCAAAUCCUUUGCAGCUACGUAACUCUUCCGCUCUACGCUCUCGUCACUCAGAUGGGUUCAACGAUGAAACCGACGGUAUUCAACGAAAGGGUAGCGGCCGCGUUAAAGAACUGGCACCGCACGGCAAGGAAGCAAACCAAACAUAGCAGACAUUCGAACUCGACCACGCCUUUCUCGAGCUGGCCGACAACUCCUAUCGGCAACUUCCGCAACCGCAGAGUCGCGAGUUUCCCGGCUUCGCCUUCCCGGAGAAGCUCAGACUUCGAAGCCGAAACGUCCACCCAUCAUUACAGUGACUCAGACGAAAGGCCUGACGUGGAGCUGCCUCCCGAACCGGAAUCUGUUCAGACACGACACGAGAUCAGUAUAAACCUGACGGAUUUCUCAUUCAAGAGACCAUCCGGGUGAUUUCAAGAUUAGUUUAUUAUGGAUUCUUUGAUGAAGUGCUCGUGUGUAUUGCGUUUUCUGUCUAAAAAUGGAGUUUUCGUCAAUCAAACACUGCAAAUGUGUAAAGAAAUGCAGUGGGUGACUUGAAAAUAAGGCAAGCAAGUCUAUAUGGAACGAACUGCAGAUUUCAUCACAUUUUACGAAUAUUUUUC